CGCCUUCACGACUAUUCUUAGUAGCUUGUUAUGCUUGGGCAACUUGAAUUUUUGGCUGGACUCGUACUCUUAGGCUUAACUUUAGCUCUGUCGAGUACAAUUCUAUUCCGCGGGGCUCAACAACUUCCCCCAGGGCCUCCGCCGAAAACGAUCUCAGGAAAUAUUCAUCAGAUGCCAAGAGUCGCGCCUUGGACUACUUUCGCUGAAUGGUCGAAGCAAUACGGGAGUGCAAUAAUUCACUACAGAUUUUUCGGGCGGCACUUUAUAGUGUUGAACAGCGUCGAAGCUGCUUUGGCGCUUCUUGAACAUCGCUCUAAUAUAUAUUCGGACAGACCGGUCGUGUGGAUGUAUAAUGAACUAGCUGGACGUGGAAUGACUGUCUUCUCCGUCUCUUCGCAACACCCCCAUCAUAAAAUAUAUCGACGGCUGCUUCAGUCAGGUCUCAAUCCGAGAGCAGUUCAAGGCUAUCAAGGUAUUCUAGAGCGGGAACUGCAUAUUCUCUUAGAGGGGCUUCUGAAUACACCCGAAAACUAUGUGAAGCAUCUUCGACGGAACGCUGGCGCAGUAGUAUUAGAUCUCGCUUACGGAUGGCCGGUCACCAGUGAUGAUGACUACUUCGUUUCACUCAUGGAGGAGGCGUUCGCCCUUCAUAAGCAGGUAGUUCAGCCUGGCCGAUGGUUAGUCGAAGUAAUGCCCUUCCUGCGAUUCGUUCCAUCUUGGAUGCCGGGGGCCCACUUCAAGAGAUUUGCGUUUUCUGUUCGUGCGCGUAUGAAGGCAAUUGAUCAGGAACCGCUUAAAUGGACGAAGGAACAGAUGGCAAGCGGCAACGCCAAGGAUUCAUUUACAUCCCAACACCUUCAGCCUCAAGAUGGGCAUUAUGUUGAUAACAAUGAGGAACGUAUGAUAGCCUGGUGUUCGUCUGCUUUAUAUGCUGGAGGUGCAGAUACUACGGUUUCAAUAAUGCUAUCUUUCAUCGCGUUGAUGAUACAAUAUCCAGACGUACAGAAGAAGGCCCAAAACGAAAUUGACUCUGUGUUGGACGACCAUCGUCUUCCCAACCUCGACGACCAAUCCUCUCUUCCGUAUGUGUCAGCCCUCUUCAAGGAGAUAUUACGGUAUUCCCCAGCGGCUAGACUGGGCCUGCCUCAUCGUGUCAUUCAAGAAGACACCUAUAACGGAUACAGGAUCCCCCAAAGUAGUACAGUUAUGGCAAAUAUCUGGGCAAUAUGUCGCGAUCCCUCAGUGUAUACUAACCCGGAUAUUUUUGAUCCCAACCGGUUUCUUACAAGAAACGAGAUGGACCCACGGAAGCUUGCGUUUGGCUUCGGAAGACGGGUCUGCCCUGGUGCUGGAUUCGCCGAAACAUCUGUUAUUCUCAACAUUGCCAACAUACUUGCCUGCUUCAACAUCCUAAAACCUGUUGACGUCAACACAGGUGCAGAAUAUUGUCCAGAGAUAUCCUAUACCACGGGUGUAACGAGCCAUCCUUCUCCGUUCCAAUGUCGCAUUGUUCCGAGGCCUAGGUCCAGCGUCCAUUUGCACGGCGUUUAACGUAGUUGACUUAUGGUGUUUUCCAUUUACGGUUCAAGUUGCCUCGGUUCAAAUCAAUGUAUCUUUGGACAGCCAAAUGCGAACAACAUUGUGUGUUCCAAGUUUUGAGUCAAACUCAACAUCUUCGAGUCGCUGAAGUUAGAGAAUCGCGGAAACCACAGUGGAACACAACGCUCAUAUAUCCUCCAUUGAACAACAACAGUAUAUCCCGUAGACCCCGAUGAAUUCUCAAAAUCUAGCCACACUUCUGCCUCGGGCCUGUUACUACUAACACGGGCUGAUUCAAAGCAGGUCCGGCUGUCAAAGCAUGAGUAGACGACCGGAUGGUGCCGGCCCCGAAGUCACCGCAACAGCCGGCAAUCAGAUCGACUUUCUCAAAGAACCGGAGAGUAUUUAUGGGAAGUUCAAG
Messenger RNA from Guyanagaster necrorhizus, 1960 nucleotides. Its product is annotated as cytochrome P450. Lineage: Eukaryota; Fungi; Basidiomycota; Agaricomycetes; Agaricales; Physalacriaceae. Bases 31 to 1551 code for a protein of 506 amino acids. The record is from RefSeq and is a predicted model, not a curated record. Gene Ontology annotation, molecular function: heme binding; monooxygenase activity; oxidoreductase activity, acting on paired donors, with incorporation or reduction of molecular oxygen. The transcript has 11 exons.